Camellia sinensis is the source of this 2037-nucleotide messenger RNA. Its product is annotated as E3 ubiquitin protein ligase DRIP2. Gene Ontology annotation, molecular function: ubiquitin-protein transferase activity. NCBI's taxonomy places the organism in Eukaryota, Viridiplantae, Streptophyta, Magnoliopsida, Ericales, Theaceae. The record is from RefSeq and is a predicted model, not a curated record.
AAAGAAAAAGAAAAACAAAGAACUGUUUGGUUAAUGCCAUUUUCGCAAGGAGUCUCUCUCUCUCGAUUCGGUCUCCCAAACAGAUAAUCCACUGCGCCUUUUGUCCAAAUCCAUCACCAACCCACGUCGGUUCUUCGCAAAUCUCCCCUACCCAUCUCUCAAUCUCACCCCAUAUCCCAAUCUAUGCUUCGCAGAUUCACAGGUAAAUUCUGGGGGAUGGACGUAAAUUUCACGUGGUUUGGAGUGUUGCUAACAUGCACCAUACAGGUACGUAUGUAAAGCUUUGGACGAGGGUUGAGAGGUGUGAGAGAGAGAAAGAGAGAGAAAGAGAGUAUCGGGGAGAUGUCGAAUCAGGUGGUGAAAGUGAGGAGAGAGACGAUUGGGUCAUGCAUGACUUGUCCGCUUUGCCACAAGCUCUUCAGAGAAGCCACGACCAUAUCUGAAUGUCUUCAUACUUUUUGUAGAAAAUGCAUAUAUAAGAAGCUUUUAGACGAGGAAUCGGAAUGUUGUCCAAUAUGCAACAUCAAUUUGGGUUGUGUGCCGUUGGAGAAGCUGAGGCCAGACCACAACUUGCAAGAUGUGAGAAUCAAUAUCUUCCCUUUCAAAAGAAGAAAGGUGAAGGCACCAGAAGUUGCAGCUUCUGUUACAUUACCAGUGAGAAGAAAGGAGAGAUCACUGUCAUCAUUGGUGGUCAGUACUCCCAGAGUAUCAACACAGACUGCCAUGACAGGAAGAAGGUCAAAAGCUAUUGCAAGAAAGGCAUCUUCUGUACGAAGUUCCAGUUUUCCCACUGAAAAGCCUGUUAAGAAAGAGGAAGAUUCUGUGGAAGAUCAUCCAGAGAGCUUGAGCUCACCCGAGACUUUGACCAAAUUAACUCAGAAUAUAAGGCAGAAUUCUUCUAAUGCUGAGACAUCUAGGCGCCUCGAACCUGAAAAAGUAACAGAAAAUGGUGCUGAAACAUGGGAAGGGAAAGUUGAUCUCUGGAAACCUUUAAAUUUUUUGGUGGAAGUUGCAAAUAGGAGUAAGUCUUCAAAGUAUACUUCACAAGGGUCUGUUGCUAAAUCAGAGCCUUUACAUGCUACUGACAUCGAAAGACAUAUUCGCAAAACCAAAGUUAAGGAACACAAAGCUAAAUCCAGAGUCAAAGACGAAAAGGAUAGCACCGAUCCUGUCUCUCUGGAUACCAUCAAACCUAAAAAGUUGCGUAGGAUUCGUACAAAAAAGGCAGCUGCUUUUGGGGAAUUUGGAGUUUCACCCCAAGCUGUGCUAGAUGCUGCUAGUGCAAAAUGCGAAAGAAGAAUUGGUCCAAUUUGGUUCUCACUUGUGGCUUCUGAAGAUCAGGAAGGACAUGCAGCACUGCCUCAGAUAUCUUCAAGUUACUUGAGAAUAAAGGAUGGGAAUGUACCUGUUUCUUUUAUCCAAAAGUACCUGAUGAGGAAACUAGAUCUUGCAAGCGAAGAUGAGGUUGAGAUCAAAUGUAUGGGUCAAUCAGUGCUCCCCACAUUGGAACUGAAUAAUUUGGUUGAUUUGUGGCUACAAAUUGAUUCAACAUCGCAAAGGAUUCCAGCAUCAAUUGGUUCCUCGGCAAAAGAUUUUGUGAUGGUGUUGGCUUAUGCUCGCAAAGUUCCACCUUCCUAGAACAUAUUUCCUCUGUUGUUUUAACCUCUGGAUUCCUCAACCACCUAUAUCCUUCGGAUUCCAAGCACGUACCUCGUGAGCAUGCAUUUCCAUUAUGCAGCUUUCUUACAACUGGUACAAUCAGUGUUGCGAGUUAUAGGAUGCUGUGGUGUCCAUACUUCUUAUUGCGGUGGACCGAGUUGGCAACUGAUUGGUUAUCUCAAUCUUUGUUGAGACGUCUAGCUUUGCUAUCCAUUGGUAUCUUUCAUUGUUCAAUGUUUGUGAAUUUUGACAAUGGUCACUUUUUAUCUGUCACCUUCUUCAACUUGUUUGUAAUUAACUAUGUAUUUUAGGAAUUUACUUCUAAAAUCCUGAUCUUAAUCAUACUCAACUGAGGGAAGUUUAUUGUUUUGUUGUUUA